UUUCCUGCGUCGGUCGACCUGUCAUUUUCCCGCGAAACCGUGUUCGGCCCGGCUUGUGCGAGGAAUGGCGGUUGUUUGCGAGCGAAUGCUCGUGAAGUGAGACGUUCGAUUAUUUUUGGCAGACACGUGGAAGGCCAAAGUUGAGCGGUUGAUAACAUUUUUAUUUAACUGAAUGAGAAGCGUUUUGUUAUGAAAACAACAUAUAUUAUGAAAGAUCCCAAGCUGGAGUACAACUUGAUAUAUCCGUGGAACAUGCAUUUUUUUGGCACAUUUUUUUAACAAAAAUGACACUGAAUUUAGGAACUAAUUUUGUUUUUCUGUAAUCACCAUUGUUAUGCUUGACUGAAGCCAUAAACUGCUUUUUAUGAUGCAGUUAAUCCAAGCCCUUCACGUCAGCUUUUGGAAGGCCGCAGUGUUCAAAGCUUUCACUACACCUAAGUACGCUUGAAUAAAGGUGUUAUUUCCAACACUGACCUACUGUAGGUAAGCGGCUCGGCAGGAGUGACCUACCAGCCAGGACUUUGCAGCGCAGUUUCAGUAUCAUUUCAUUUUCUAUCUUUGAUCAAACAUCCAUCCAAGAGGAGCCAUGGGCUCAGAGGCGAGGAAAUGCGAGCUGGCGACAGUGUCACUGGCUGACAAUGAUUAUGAAGCGGAGCCCGCAGGGAUUCCCCCCAGUCACUGCUUUGGAAGCGAGAUCGGGCAGCCAUGGAUUUCCGAAGGACAGUCUGCGGACAGUGUGAUACUGGCGAACGGGUCGCGGAGGAACAGUAAGACAAGAUCGUCGGUCUCUACUGCAGAUUCUGGGGACGAUGCGGUCGCCCAGAUUGAUCACAGCUCCGACAUGGACUUCUGCGAGGAGCAUGAGUCGAAGCUGGACUGGUACUGCAGCUCAGAAGCUAAAUUAGUCUGCUCGCAAUGUGUCGCCGCCGGAUCGUGCCACGGCCACAUCGUCACUCCGGUCACUCGACGAGCCACGGUUAUUAGGAACCAGCUAGUGGACGUGUGUGAGAAGAUGCAGCUGCAAGCCUCCCGGAUCGAGCGGUUCCUGAGUCAGACCCUGGUCGCCAAGGAGCAGGCGCUGCAGGUGGAUGCCAGUGCGGCACGAGAGCGUGUGGUGGCACGGCUCAACCUGGUGCGGGAGGCUCUAGAGGAAGAAGAACAGCGCCUCCUAGAGGCUGUGCAGAGGGAGGAGGAGAGGGUCCAGCAGUGUCUGCUCACCCAGAAGGCCCACUGGACCCAGAAUUCAAGCCAGGACAUCGCUGAGAGGGUGGAGGAGGCCGAGGGUGUGGGCGAUCCCAUUGACACAGAGAAGCUCACCAUGAAAUUCGGCUGCAGUGAAAGCAAGCUGAUCAUGGGGCUGUGGGCCAGCGCCGCGCUGUUGGGUCACAUGGGUCAUACUCCAAUCAAUCUGACGUUCGAUGAUCGCACCGUCAGCCCCCUGCUUUCCUUGUCUCCGGACCAGCGUACCUUGACCUUCCUGUCCAAACGGGCCAGGCGGAAUCCCCAGUAUGACCCGGCUCGUUUUGACAGCUGGCCCAAUGCCCUGUGCUCCCGCUUGUUCUCCUCCGGCACCCACAGCUGGGUAGUGGAUGUGUCACAAAGCGACGCCUUCAAGGUGGGAGUCUGCUAUGCCAGUCUGGAGCGCAAGGGCUCCUCUGACGCAUCCCGGCUGGGCUACAAUGCCCGGUCCUGGGUAUUGUCCCACUUCGAGGAUGUGAUCUCCUUCUGCCACGCCGCACGCCAUGACUACCUGUCCGUGGUGCAGAAGCCAAGGCGGAUCGGGAUUCUGCUGGACUGGCCCGGCUGCACCCUUCUUUUCUUCGACGCGGACUCGGGCACCACCCUGCACACCGUGUGCCACCCUUUCACUGCCCCACUGCUGCCAGCUUGUGCCGUGGGCAACCGCAGCAUUACAUUAGUGCAGCCAUAACUCACCUGGCCAAAUGUAUAAUUGGGAUUUAAAAAAUGCCAGUUAGUCUAAUUUCUGUGAUGCCAUGUCUCUUUGGUAUAUCAUGUUUUGCUAAUCCAGUUGUCCAGGAUAAGCAGUGUGCAAGAUGGAUGGAGGGAUGCAGGCAUGCAUGCAUGUUUUGCUAUAGAUAGAUGUUAUUGAUGUGGUUUUAUGUUUUGUAAUUAAUUCAUAAACUGGUUAUUUUCAAA
This is a messenger RNA of Brienomyrus brachyistius, 2157 nucleotides long. RefSeq names its product B-box and SPRY domain containing (gene bspry). Gene Ontology annotation, molecular function: protein binding; zinc ion binding. The transcript has 8 exons. Lineage: Eukaryota; Metazoa; Chordata; Actinopteri; Osteoglossiformes; Mormyridae. The coding region runs from base 587 to 1930 and encodes 447 amino acids. The record is from RefSeq and is a predicted model, not a curated record.